GAGCCGCCCGCUACCUCGCCGGUGAUUGGUGGCUUUUCCUCAACCAACAGGAGCGGGGGCUCCGUUGUGUCCUGUCUCGCGGGAAGCGCGCGCCGCCGCCGCAGCGUUCCCCGCCCCCGAAGCCUCGCGCCUUCAACCGCCCUUCUCUUCUCUCCCCUCCCCCUCGCAUAAUAUCAGCGCUCGCGGCGUAGAGAAGGAGAGCGAGCGAGCGAGCAAGCAAGCGCGAGCUGGGGAUGCUGGGCCCCCGCGAGGUGGUGACGCUUCAGUUAGGCCACUACGCGGGGAGCGUGGGCGCCCAUUGGUGGGGGCUUCAGGAAGCGUCGUUUUGCUUCGAUCCUGCAGACAAGCAAUCGGAUGAAGGGAUACGUCAUGAUGUGCUCUCCCGAACAGGGAAAACCCUCCAGGGGCAGGAGACGUACACGCCCCGCCUCAUUGCCGUGGACCUCAAAGGGAGCCUGAGCUCUUUGAAACAGGAGGGAUGCUUGUACCAGGAUCGGAAAGCAAACACACCUGUGGCAUGGAAGGGGAAUCUGAUGACACACCAAGAAGAGUCCUCCCCUAAGAACCCCUUCCUGCAAGGCCUCGACAGAUCUGCGAGCCACAAACCCUCCAAUAGUGGUUUUGUUCUCAGGACUCCCCAUGGUAGUAAAGACAGGACUUCACCCCUCGAGAGACAGGGUGAGGCUUCAAAGGCACCUAACGUGGAGCGUACAAUGCACGUUUGGUCAGACUUCCUUCGGACGCACCUGCAUCCUCGUAGCAUCUUAACGAUCCAUCAGUACGAUCACGACGGGGAAUCCAACCGUCUGGAAGCCUUUGGACAGGGAGAAAAGCUCCUGCAAGACGCCACGUACCUCGAGGAGCUGGAAGACAGGCUCCACUUCUACGUGGAAGAAUGUGACUAUCUGCAGGGGUUCCAGGUCCUCUGCGACUUGCACAACGGGUUUUCGGGGGUGGGGGCAAAGGUCACGGAGCUGCUGCAAGACGAAUACCCAGGGAAGGGAAUCCUGACGUGGGGGCUGACUCCAGUGCUUAGCACACUUAAUCCACACCUGAGCCUCUACAGGCUCAUGAACACCAUCCUGGGGUUGGUCCACCUUUCCGAUCACAGCUCACUCUUCUGCCCCUUGUCACUGAAUGGGAGCCUGGGGCUCAGACCGGAGCCCCCCAUCGCACUUCCGUAUGUGCAGUACAAUGCCUCUCUGGACUACCACACCAGCGCUAUCCUCGCAACGGCCCUGGACACGUGCACGGUCCCUUACCGACUCCAGUCCUCGGCUCUCUCCAUGGUCCACCUCGCAGAAGCCCUGAAUUUCUCAGGGAGGAAGGUCGCAUCUGCAGUAGCUGCGGUGCCUUUUCCCGCAGACCCGUCCCAGUCCCUGCCCGAUGCUUUGUGUGCCCACCAGUCGGCCAUGCCCUGGAGCCCGCUCUCUUCCUGUGGGGAGCAAGGGGACAGCCGCUGUUUCGCUCAGUCUGUUGUGCUGCGGGGGAUUGCCAAAGAACGCCUGGUCAGUAAACCCCCUCCAGGUUGUGAGCCCAAGUCCAUCCUCCACAUGUGCGAGACGGGAGAGGAGGUGCUGGCCCGCUACUUGUACACCACGUGCCCCAGCACCCUCAGCAGCACCGUGCACCUACUGCCAGGGCCUUGCCAGCUGCGGCCCCCGUAUCCCCAGUACUUCUCCCCUCGGCUGGACAAGCAGGGAUUCCUCUUGGACGCCCCCUCAAGGGCCCCAGCAACUGUCGAAAGCGUUCCCGUGGCGACUGCCCUGCAGGCAUCGGCUCUCCUGCACGGAUCCCUCGGCGCUUUCCACAAAGAGCUACGCGGGUUGGACGUCCGGCGCUGGGCAAGCUUUUUUUCGGCAGGAGUGGAGCUCGAGGACUUCCAGGAGGCCUUGGAGGACCUGAGGACAUUGUCCCACUGCUACAGAGAGAGCGGGACGAACGACGAAUCGGAGGAUGAAACGGACUGAUUUUCCUUGCGCGAGGAGGCCUCUGGUGGCAUUGUAAAUAAAUUAAUUAAUUAAAGCUCGCGGGAGGAGCCCCUCUUGGGUAUCUUGGACUCGUUCCAGAACCAUGCUGAUUGGCGCUGUAAACACAGGAAAGGUGGCCCAUCUACCCCAAAUGAAUGGCUUUUAUUCAUUAAUAUUAAAUUGCACAAUAAAUAUUCAUACAGAAGAGGCACAGGAGAGACUGUACACAG
Gekko japonicus is the source of this 2200-nucleotide messenger RNA. RefSeq names its product misato 1, mitochondrial distribution and morphology regulator (gene MSTO1). NCBI's taxonomy places the organism in Eukaryota, Metazoa, Chordata, Lepidosauria, Squamata, Gekkonidae. The transcript is spliced from 14 exons. Gene Ontology annotation, biological process: mitochondrion distribution. Bases 234 to 1970 code for a protein of 578 amino acids. Gene Ontology annotation, cellular component: cytoplasm. The record is from RefSeq and is a predicted model, not a curated record.